This is a messenger RNA of Parascedosporium putredinis, 699 nucleotides long. The record is from the annotation of a GenBank genome assembly. NCBI's taxonomy places the organism in Eukaryota, Fungi, Ascomycota, Sordariomycetes, Microascales, Microascaceae.
AUGGCGCUAAUUACCAUGACAGGUGGAUUACACAUUUUCACAUGCCCCGAGCCGCAAACUCCCCUAACGUCUCUCGAGGGUAUCGCCGAAUCAGCGAGACUAUGUUUCCCUCACAUACUCCCGUACUUUGACACCCACGACGCCUUUCUCGUGGCAUGCUUCUCCCGACACCCUCUUGUCGGAAAGCUACAAGCCGAGAUCAACCAACGCAAAGCCAAGUCUAGAGCGCAGGCAGUUACAGGCAUCUUUGAGGCGAGCGUCACCACGGCGAUGACCAUUGCCGGCGCGGUGCCUCAUAAGAAAUGGGGUGUAAUCUCCACAGAAUAUUCGUGGCGGCCGUGGACGGACGAGGCCGUAGGCGACUUCUUGGGCGUGGCGGAGCCCAGAAAGACUAUGGGUCGUUAUCUCGGCUGCGAGACGAUUGGGGUACAAGCCGAGGAGUUGGAGGGCAAAGAUCACUUAUUUUUGGAAAUAGCGGUCGAAACCGCGCUGAAGACGCUCCUGCAAGGCGAGGACGUUAGUGUGUCCGGAGCGCCUGCUAUUAUCCUUGGCUGUGCGGGCCUCGGGUUGCUAGAGGGUGCGAUCAAGAAGUGUAGCAAGGAGGUUCUCGGUGAGGAAUGUGGGACUGAGCUAGUUAUAGUAGAUGGCGUAAAGGUUGGGAUCGGUAGUUUGAUCACUCUUAUUCGAGGAUUGGCUUAG